GCGAGGGAUGGCCUGAGCAGCUGCCCCCGUCGGGCAGGAUGCGUGGGGGCUGCAGAGCGGCGGUGGCCGUGCCCUGGUUGGCCCUGCUGGCCCUGGCCCGGCAGCCCCCUGAGAAGCCAGCAGCAGCCCCGGUGCUCACCCGUCGGCCCUUCCUGGUGGCCUGGAAUGUGCCCACCCAGGACUGCAAGCCCCGCUUCCAGGUGUCCCUCGACUUCAGCCUUUUUGACCUGCAUGCCUCACCUAAUGAGGGCUUUGUGGGGCAGAACCUCACCAUCUUCUACAAGGAGCGCCUGGGGCUCUACCCCUAUUACAACAGCCAGCGUGUGGCCAUCAAUGGUGGUGUCCCCCAAAAGAGCAGCCUCUCUGAGCACCUUGCCCGCCUCCAUGUGGGCAUCAGCAAGUACAUUCGUUCGUCUGCUAUGGAGGGGCUAGCCAUCAUUGACUGGGAGGAGUGGCGACCCAUCUGGGCUCGAAACUGGAAGCCCAAGGACAUCUACCGGGAGGAAUCACAGCGAUUAGUGUACCAGCGACAGCCCGACUGGUCCCCUGAGGAGGUGAACAAGCAGGCAGUGUUUGAGUUCGAGUCAGCUGCCCGGCAGUUUAUGGUGAACACCCUGCGUGUGGCCAAGAGCUUCCGACCCAAGCAACUCUGGGGGUUCUACCUCUUCCCUGACUGCUACAACCAUGACUACAGCAAGAACAAGGAGAGCUACACUGGGCAGUGUCCAGAUGUGGAGAAGACACGUAAUGACCAGCUGGCAUGGCUCUGGAGGGAGAGCAUGGCCCUCUAUCCCUCCAUCUACCUCGACGUACUCCUAGCCUCCACUCCAAACAGCCGCAAGUUUGUGCGGGCACGGGUGAUGGAGGCCAUGCGCAUCUCACAGCAGCACCAUGAUGGCUACUCCCUGCCCGUCUUCGUCUACACCAGGCCCACCUACAUCCGCAAGAUGGACCUACUCAGCCAGCUGGACCUGAUUUCCACCAUCGGUGAGAGUGCAGCACUGGGUGCAGCUGGGGCCAUUUUCUGGGGUGAUGCAGACUACACCAAAAACCGGGACUCAUGCCAAGUCAUCAAGAACUACCUGGAGGGGGACCUGGGCCGCUACAUAGCAAAUGUCACAACAGCAGCGCAACUCUGCAGCACAACACUGUGCCAGGGCAGGGGCCGCUGCAUGCGCCGGGACAGCACUGCUGAUGUCUUCCUCCACCUCAACUCCACCAGCUUCCAGCUGCGGCGCCGGGAUGGAGACCACCCCCAGUACCCCCUCUUCUGGGCUGAGGGCCAGCUGUCUCCUGCCGACACCCUCUUCUUACGGACCCACUUCCACUGCCACUGCUACCAGGGCUGGCAGGGCAGUGGCUGCCAAGUGCCUGCUGGCCCCCACAGUGAUGCUCCUGGCCCUCUGGCACCACUGGGACUUGGGAUGCUGUUGCUGUUAGCAAGCUGGCACUAACCUCUCCCGGGACUGAGCUGCCCCCCUGCCCCACACCUUUCUGUCAUGGUGUAGGAGACAUUUAAAAUCUCUCUACCUUGCCUGUGAGGCAGCUUCUUAUGGGGGGCUGUCCCUCACUGUGGCAGGACAGCUGUGUAGCUGCCCCACUUCUAUCCUUCCUGCUGUGGCAGGUGCCCCCCAUGGGGA
Indicator indicator is the source of this 1640-nucleotide messenger RNA. It is a transcript of the gene HYAL2, whose product is annotated as hyaluronidase 2. Gene Ontology annotation, molecular function: hyalurononglucosaminidase activity; hyaluronoglucuronidase activity. The transcript is spliced from 4 exons. The coding region runs from base 39 to 1454 and encodes 471 amino acids. NCBI's taxonomy places the organism in Eukaryota, Metazoa, Chordata, Aves, Piciformes, Indicatoridae. Gene Ontology annotation, biological process: hyaluronan catabolic process; carbohydrate metabolic process. The record is from RefSeq and is a predicted model, not a curated record.